This is a messenger RNA of Microtus oregoni (creeping vole), 4776 nucleotides long. Its product is annotated as cleavage stimulation factor subunit 2. Gene Ontology annotation, molecular function: mRNA binding. The record is from RefSeq and is a predicted model, not a curated record. Gene Ontology annotation, cellular component: mRNA cleavage and polyadenylation specificity factor complex. Gene Ontology annotation, biological process: mRNA 3'-end processing. NCBI's taxonomy places the organism in Eukaryota, Metazoa, Chordata, Mammalia, Rodentia, Cricetidae. The transcript has 16 exons. Bases 129 to 2000 code for a protein of 623 amino acids.
AGCGGGAUCCGCGGCGGCUCCGUCCAGGUGCUUCCGGCUCCCACCGGACGGAGGCGCGCUCGGCCCCGGGCUCGUUCUCCCACGGAAGUGUGUUUAGGCGCACCGGAAGCCACCUCAGGGGGUGAGCCAUGGCGGGUUUGCCUGUUAGAGACCCUGCGGUGGAUCGUUCUCUGCGUUCUGUAUUCGUGGGAAACAUUCCUUAUGAAGCUACUGAAGAACAGCUGAAGGACAUCUUCUCUGAGGUUGGGCCUGUUGUUAGUUUCAGAUUGGUGUAUGAUAGGGAGACAGGAAAACCAAAGGGUUAUGGCUUCUGUGAAUACCAAGACCAAGAGACGGCCCUUAGUGCCAUGCGGAACCUGAAUGGUCGCGAAUUCAGUGGGCGAGCACUUCGAGUGGAUAAUGCUGCCAGUGAAAAGAACAAAGAGGAACUCAAAAGCCUUGGCACUGGUGCACCUGUCAUUGAGUCGCCUUAUGGAGAGACCAUCAACCCCGAGGAUGCCCCUGAAUCUAUUAGCAAAGCAGUUGCUAGUCUUCCACCAGAACAGAUGUUUGAGCUGAUGAAACAGAUGAAGCUCUGUGUCCAGAAUAGUCCCCAGGAAGCACGAAACAUGUUGCUUCAGAAUCCUCAGCUGGCGUAUGCUUUGCUACAAGCACAGGUAGUGAUGAGAAUUGUGGAUCCUGAGAUUGCCCUGAAAAUUCUGCAUCGCCAGACAAAUAUCCCAACGCUGAUUUCAGGCAACCCUCAGCCAGUCCAUGUUGCUGGGCCUGGCUCAGGACCCAAUGUUUCAAUGAACCAGCAGAAUCCUCAGGCCCCUCAGGCUCAAUCUUUGGGCGGAAUGCAUGUCAAUGGUGCAACUCUGAUGCAAGCUUCUAUGCCAGGUGGAGUACCUGCCCCAGUGCAAAUGGCUGCAGCUGUAGCAGGACCUGGCCCUGGUUCUUUAGCCCCUGCAGGAGUCAUGCAAGCCCAAGUGGGAAUGCAAGGAGGUGGACCAGUGCCCAUGGAAAGAGGACAAGGAACCCUACAGCACUCGCCCGUGGGACCCACCGGGCCUGCAUCAAUUGAGCGAGUUCAAGGGCAGAGAACAUGGAUGAUAUGGGCAUCUGUCCAAAGAUCUACUCUCUCCCUACUGGUGUCAGGAGGCUUGGCUGGAAUAGUAAUCUGUAAGGAGACUGCAGUGCCAAUGCAAGACCCCAGAGCAGCUAUGCAGCGGGGAGCCUUGCCUGCCAAUGUCCCAACUCCUCGUGGUCUGUUAGGAGAUGCCCCCAAUGACCCACGGGGAGGCACUUUAAUGUCUGUAACUGGAGAGGUAGAGCCUAGAGCUUACUUGGGACCCCCACCACCACCUCAUCAGGGCCCACCCAUGCACCAUGUUCCUGGCCAUGAAGGUCGUGGACCACCCCCACAUGACAUGAGGGGAGGUCCAUUAGCUGAGCCCAGACCUUUAAUGGCAGAGCCAAGAGGACCCAUGAUAGAUCAGAGGGGUCCACCCAUGGAUGCUAGAGGUGGAAGAGAUCCCCGAGGAUUAGAUGCACGAGGGUUGGAGGCCAGAGGACUGGAUGCCAGGGGACUGGAGGCCCGUGCCAUGGAGGCCCGUGCCAUGGAGGCCCGUGCCAUGGAAGCCCGUGCCAUGGAAGCCCGUGCCAUGGAGGCCAGAGGCAUGGAUACCAGAGGCCCGGUACCUGGACCUAGAGGACCUAUACCUAGUGGAAUCCAAGGUCCCAAUCCAAUGAACAUGGGGGCUGUCGUUCCCCAGGGAUCAAGACAGGUCCCAGUCAUGCAAGGAGCAGGCAUUCAAGCAGCAGGCAUGCAAGCUGGAAACCAACCUGGUGGCUUUAGUCCUGGACAGAGCCAAGUCACACCCCAGGAUCAUGAGAAGGCUGCUUUGAUUAUGCAGGUCCUUCAACUCACUGCAGACCAGAUUGCCAUGCUGCCUCCUGAGCAGAGGCAGAGUAUCCUAAUCUUAAAGGAACAGAUACAGAAAUCCACUGGGGCACCUUAAAAGGUUCUGAAAAAUACCUGGCAACAAAUCUGGAAAUAGUAAUUCCUUAACAUUGCUGAAAUGUUGAAAACAUGGUGACUUCUGCAUCCUAACCCCUGAUGAUUCAGUUGGUGCCAGGUGGAGGACUCGCAUGACCAUUUCUCCAAACGAAAGCAGUUCGUUUUGUUGUCUUAGUUUGUAUAUUUUCUGUGAUGUCAAAUAAACUCUGAACACAAUCUUAGCAUACCGAAAAUUGAUAUAUAUAUAUAUACACAGAGAGAGAGAGAGAGAGAGAGAGAGAGAGAGAGAGAGAGAGAGAGAGAGAGAGAGAGACCCUUUUGCUUUAAAGAAGCUAAACGCAAAGGUAAAAGCUUAGAUAUGUUUUCUACUCUUACUGCAGCAUUGUCCUUUCAUCUUAUAUUGCCAUAGCUCUAUUCUCACGUUAGCAUAAACAUUUAUUCUUCUUAGUGAUACUUGAGUAUUUCUUGGAAUCAAUGUCUUCAGGAAUUUUGUUGUGUUUGCUUUUAGCGAGGUAAUAAGACUUUGCCCUUUGCCGGGUGGUGGUGAUGCACGCCUUUAAUCCCAGCACUCGGGAGGCAGAGGCAGGAGGAUCUCUGUGAGUUCGAGACCAGCCUGGUCUACAAGAACUAGUUCCAGAACAGGCUCCAAAGCUACAGAGAAACCCUGUCUCAAAAAACCAAAUAAAAAAAAAAAAGACUUUGCCCUUUGAAAACUUUCUAGGGUCUCUGAGUUUUCUGGGAGAAAAAAAGCAAGUGUUUAAAGCUAUAAAAUAGCCAGAAGGCCAUCAAGCAAAGAGCAUACCACAGUAAUGUGUUUGGUUUAAGAAAAUUCAGUUAUCCAAAUGUGUUGUUUGGUCAGUAGCGAGUCUGAACAUACGCCGUUCUGAGUUAAGAUAAAGAUUGUUUUGGCACUGGUUUGAGUGUGUGUCAACAACCAGAGAGACUGUUGUAGAGCUCUUCUGUCUAGGUAGCCAACUUUACAAGUUUACAAAGCCACUGGUUUUCCACAUGUUCAAAUUUAAUAGGAAAAUCAAGUAAGAAAAUAUAUUUUAUCCCAGGUUUUAGAAAAUUGCAAAGCUUUCAGCCCUAUCCGCUAACUAAACUCAUUCCAAGAACUUAAAACAGAAAACUCUAAAACUUUUACAUUUUCAAGUCUUUUAAGAGGACCAAGUAUAGAACACAGGAAGGCCCUGUUAUGGUUGCCUGUUUUUUUCCUAAGUACUACCUACUUGGAAGGUUAUUAGUGCCAUUAGCCUGUGCUAACCAACAGAACACCAUGUCUUCUGUUCUCCCAUAGUGCCAUUAAGGAGGAGCACGGUUUCUUUCCACCAGGUUAACCUCAAGACAUUUGAAGAGUUGCCUUAAUAAUUAGUAAAGUUUACUAGAACUAAUUGUGAGCUUAUUUAUAUUCUCAGAACCCUACUCUCUGUGUUAGGAUUAUGGGCAGGUGAAUUAAAAUCAUUACUAGGCACAUAAAGCACAUUGCUUACAUGCCAAACAAAAGAAUGCAAAGAUAUUAAAAUUGAGGGAUUUUCUCCAUAUAUUUACAAUGAAAAUUUGCAGUAUAUGUCAUCAAGAAAAGUGCAAAACAGCAAGCACUCCCUGCCUAUUCCACUUAUACCACAGGUUCAACUUGGAUAUUAAUUAUGCAUGUAGCUCCUUGUUUUCACAUCACCUUCUGUGCCUCCUACAUAAAUAAUAAGUCAAUAAUGUGAUGAUUUUAGCAGCUGUUAUGACUUAAAAGCACCAAUAUAUUUAGACACAGAGACCAUGAGAAAAGUAUUUCUAGUUAGGAACUUGGGUUUUACACAAGCAAUUUCCAAUCAAGAUUACUGAGGCUGAAGUUAUUUGGUAAGCAAUUGUCUAGUAGAAAUCAUAUCCUGGAAAUCCUAGUGUGCAUUUUCCCAAGGCCUCAUUAAACUUAAUGUGGUUAGCAAACAUUUAGGUGAAUAAAUUGACAUGAGCAGUGGCAUCCCAAUUCAUCCCUAUGGAUGUGCUUUUUCUGCUAUAAUUAGUACACUUAGCUACCCCAAGUUUGUGACCUGUCUCUUAUGUUCAGAUUAGUGACUGAAAAAUGAUCCUGCUAAUCUUUCAAGCUAUAGCUUCCUAAGUAGUAGGAAAUGUAAAUUUGUUCACUCUUGGUAGAAAAUAAGUGGUCUAGAUUCAGUGUGCUAAAUCUGUGAAUUCAACAGUCUGAGUACAAUGAAGUGUGGGGUUUUUCGCCUCUGAGGAGGCUGGGGCUUCCUUCUGUUUCUUGUAAUUCACCAUGACCAACAUCCCAGAGCCAGUGUAGUUAUUGUCCUGGUUGAUAGGAAAAAUAGACAUUUAGUGAAUGAUUCCUCAGUAAAUAAGACCUGGAAAAUAGUCAAAAUUAUAAAAAUCUUUAUUUUUCUAUACGAGACAUUCAAAAACUCCUUUAACAAAAGUAGUAGAAAGCUGCUGUUGAAUUAAGUUAUUCCAUGAUGUAGGCCAGGCCUUCCCAGUUAAUUCAAACAAUACAAAAUGGCAGUAUAGGUUUCUAAUUCUAAUUCAAAUUUGAUUGGUUAAUAUACUUCAGAUGGAAAUUCUAGGGAAAGUAAGCAAAAUUGUUCAAUAAGCAAAGAUGAAACUUUCAGUUUUUCUUGACAAAACAAAGUAAACUGUUGGUCACACUGGAUAAGAUUGUGUUUAACAAUGUACCUAGUAAGUAUGAUAUGGGAGUGGGAAUCUUGGUAAUUUUAUGUUGUUUAUUUAUGAUUAUUGUUUUGUCUUGGAUUCAAUAAAUAUUUUAAAAGUCA